Molecule: messenger RNA, 2009 nt
Organism: Camelina sativa (false flax)
Lineage: Eukaryota; Viridiplantae; Streptophyta; Magnoliopsida; Brassicales; Brassicaceae
Product: CBL-interacting serine/threonine-protein kinase 13
Biological process (GO): protein phosphorylation; signal transduction
Molecular function (GO): ATP binding; protein serine/threonine kinase activity
Source: RefSeq, a predicted model, not a curated record
GAAAAGGCCAAGUUAAGACAACAUUACAACCGAAACAAACACAACCCCCACCAUUUUUUAUUUUCAUCCGUUUCGUUCUCUUGUUUUGGUUCGUUUUUUCCCGUUAAAAUCGUGUCGGAAUCAACAAACAUAGCGCAAAAGAAAAGUCUUAGCCCACCGAUGGCUCAAGUCUUGUCUCCGCCAAUGGCUAUCACCGGGCCGACGCCGCUACAGUUCAUGGCGGGUCUUCUUGGUCGAAUCGUUACUAAAGACACGAACAAAGAGAUCAGUACUCCAGAGAGUCCGAAGAGUCCACGGACCCCUCAAGGCUCUAUUCUCAUGGAUAAGUACGAAUUAGGAAAGCUUCUAGGUCACGGAAGCUUCGCUAAGGUUUAUUUAGCACGGAACAUUAAAUCCGGCGAGGACGUGGCCAUCAAAGUCAUUGACAAGGAGAAGAUCGUGAAGAGUGGAAUGGCCGGUCAUAUAAAACGGGAGAUCUCGAUCCUCCGACGUGUUCGCCACCCUUACAUUGUCCACCUCCUUGAGGUCAUGGCUACGAAGACAAAGAUUUACAUCGUGAUGGAGUACGUACGAGGCGGAGAGCUUUACAACACGGUGGCUAGAGGACGGCUAAGAGAAGGAACUGCUCGGAGAUAUUUCCAGCAGUUAAUCUCAUCCGUGGCUUUCUGCCACAGCCGCGGUGUUUACCACCGCGAUUUGAAGCUUGAGAAUCUGCUUUUGGACGAUAAGGGGAACGUUAAAGUCUCUGACUUUGGGCUCAGCGUUGUCUCGGAGCAGCUCAGGCAAGACGGAAUCUGUCAAACGUUUUGCGGGACGCCAGCUUAUUUGGCUCCCGAGGUUUUGACAAGGAAAGGUUACGACGCAGCCAAAGCCGAUAUUUGGGCUUGUGGAGUGAUCUUGUUUGUGUUGAUGGCUGGUUACCUUCCGUUUGAUGACAAGAACAUAUUGAUUAUGUACAAGAAGAUAUACAAAGGUCAGUUUAAGUGUCCUAAAUGGUUUUCUCCUGAGCUUGCAAGGCUUGUGACAAGGAUGCUAGACACGAAUCCGAAUACAAGAAUCACAAUACCUGAGAUCAUGAAGCAUAGAUGGUUCAAGAAAGGGUUCAAACAUGUCAAGUUCUACAUCGAAAACGAUAAGUUAUGUAGGGAGGAUGAGGACAAUGAUGGAGACGAUUCAUCAUCAUUGUCAUCAGGAAGAUCAUCGACUGCUUCAGAAGGAGACGCAGAGUUUGAUAUUAACAGAGUUGAUUCAAUGCCGAGACCCGCGAGUCUAAACGCAUUUGACAUCAUAUCGUUCUCUACCGGAUUUGAUCUUUCUGGUUUGUUUGAAGAAGGUGGACAAGGAGCAAGGUUUGUAUCCGCUGCUCCUGUGAUAAAGAUCAUAUCGAAAUUGGAAGAGAUUGCGAAGACGGUGAACUUUACGGUGAGGAAGAAGGAUUGGGGCGUGAGGUUAGAAGGUUGUAGAGAAGGUGCUAAAGGACCGUUGACUAUUAAGAUUGAGAUCUUUGAGCUGACACCAUCUCUAGUGGUGGUUGAGGUGAAGAAGAAAGGAGGGAAUAUAGAAGAGUAUGAGGAGUUUUGCAACAAGGAACUUAGACCACAGCUGGAGAAACUGAUGCAUUACAAAGCAGAUGAAGUUGAAGAAGCAAUGUGUUUGCCACCUGAAAUUGAACAGUUACAAAGUUAAAAAAAUAACUGGAAGGUCGAGAGAAGAAGACAUAACAAGAGAAGGUAUCAUCAUAGAACGAGACUAAUAACAUUCUUUGUUACUAUACCAUAUAAUUUCAUUUGUUUUGUUGUAUAUAUAUGAAAGUGAUGAGAGAGUUGUAAUGGGAGUGAUAUAGGAAGAUCAGAGAAGAAAAGAAAUUUAGAGUAGUGCGAUCUAAGGCAGUUGGACGGUUUUUGCUGGCGAUUACAAAGGCUAGUUUUUCGUUUAUUGCUAAUAUGUUUGUACAUGUAUCUCUAACAAAGAGACAAGCUUAAUGAUAAUUCUUUCUCGGCCUUCCCCUA